UCGCAGCGCCACAAAGGUAAAAACGUGGUUUGUGUGGUGGUGUCCGUCGGUGUCGCUUAUGCUGGCGAAUGCUUCGCGAAUUGUGAAUGUCCUAAUGUUCCCGGCAUUACUAAACCAUCGUUGGAAGUGUAAAAAUGUCUUUAUAAAGUGAACAACGUAUACUCAUCCUCUACAGAACAGAACCGUGAACUCUGUGAGCGCAACCGCUGUGAGGUCUGUUGACUGUAGCCGGAAUCAUGACGAAAAUAUCCGAACCAUUCUCGGUGAUGACUGUCUCCAACGACGUUACCACGUUUGGUGACAUGUGUGUCCAACCUGGUCCAACUGCCACGUCUGUGAUUGUAACGCACGACUCGAUGUCCGCAUCGUUGAUUGAAAUCGACGACGACCGGGCAGUCAAGGUGCGAACUUGGCACACCAAAUUAACGUCACCGUUCACGUGUCCCGUUGUGUACGACCCCACAAAGGAGCAGUACAUAGCGGUGUACCGCAGAACAAUUUCAUUCAUUUCACCCGAAGAGACAAGCAGCGUUAAACGCAAAUCCGUUCAGCUUGCCUGUGCUCCGUACCGCGUUCUGUCGCGACCACACGAUGAGCCUCUCGUGGUAUUCCAAGAUGGGUCGCUUUUCACACUCACAGCGGCAUGUAACGGUGCGUGCUCGAGUGUAGACGCCAGCGAGCAAGUUGUGCACGUUGAGCUGAACACCACUGACAAAGCCACGUUUGUUCUAACGGUGACGGAUGCAGGAAGCGAGCACAAGUGUAAACUCGUGAGAGCUGAUUCAGCAGAUGUGAGCACAGUGUUCAGUGUAUCAUUGACUACGCUGCUAUGCAGUAGUAAGAUGUUGUCUUGCUGCCUGUCUGAUGGAAAGCCUCUGAUAUUGUUGUCAGAUGGCACGCUCGCAGUAGUCACAGAGAACGGCCAUUCCGAAAUUAGCAAGCUGUCCGUAGACAUCUUGCCGUCAGCCAGGACCAAGAUUUUUGCAUUAGACGCACAACGCAUCCUCGUAGUGUCUCAGGAUCGACUGGUCAUAUGGGCUCUGCCACUGCAGACAUGUGAAGCAAGUCAGCUGGUAAAAGUGCGGCAAGCAGCAGUUAUUGGAAAUCUAGUGUUUCUGCUGCGUCCUGAUCUUCUGCUUUCCUGCGUUCUGCUCUCUGUUGGUCCGACACAGCUAUCCAGACUCGUCGGUCUUGGAGCAGCUCGGUCCAAUGAGACAGCAUCUGACAGUUUGGAUGCAGCAGGCACACGAAAGGAAAUGUGCCUCGAUAUGGGAAAAGUAGCUCUGGAGCCAUCAGAAGACCAGUUGGUGCUGACGGUUCGUAACCUACUCUGCAACAAGCUGGACGAGUCAGCCAUGAACGCAGCACUGAACACACCUUAUUCUGCCGACCGCCUCCUACACAGUCUCCAACAUGGCAUCUCCUUAGAUGAGGCCAAAGCCCUCAUUGGUUACCUGUUGUCCUUCCUGGAGUCUUAUUCGCUUGGAGACUCCGUUCCAAUGCAGAAGGCUCUCGACUGGCUCUGCUGUAUCAUUGAUGCUCACCUACCGCGUCUGCUACUUUCCAACAAGAAGGAAGUUGGCCAUCUCCUGGAGCGCGCAUGCCGCGUUGUGGAAGGUGUUCAGAAGCUCUUUGUGGACCUAGAUCACGUGGAACAGUGGUUGCUGUCGCAGAGAUUGGGACAGCUCAAGUUUGACAGCUCUGCUCUUUAUACCAUUGAGAUCAUGGAAAUCUAAAUAACUUGGUGAAAUAGAUAUUUUCUGUUUAACGUUU
This is a messenger RNA of Ornithodoros turicata, 1773 nucleotides long. Its product is annotated as nucleolar protein 11-like. The record is from RefSeq and is a predicted model, not a curated record. Gene Ontology annotation, molecular function: RNA binding. Gene Ontology annotation, cellular component: nucleus; nucleolus. Bases 237 to 1736 code for a protein of 499 amino acids. The transcript has 2 exons. Lineage: Eukaryota; Metazoa; Arthropoda; Arachnida; Ixodida; Argasidae. Gene Ontology annotation, biological process: maturation of SSU-rRNA.